GAUAAAUUGGUUUAGCGUGUUGAAGAUAACAGGCGAAACUGUUCCUUAUUUUCAAAUGCGCUAACAUUUCAUUCACGAACGUAAUAUACGUGUUUCUUCAAAUUCGCCAUUUCUGCAAGCUGUUCGGAUUUUCGUUGGUUAUCUAACUUUCAAUUUAGCUGAACAUCAUUACGAAAGAGCGCUUGGAUUUCUAUUAUCGCAUCAGCCUCUUAACUCAUUCACUAGAAAUAUGUUCUCAUCAGUAUUUCGUUUCGCUGCUCACUGAAGAGCAGUUGCAGUUAUCAUUAGAUUACAGUCGUUAAAGUAUUGCAUUAUAAAAUCUGCAACGAUGCAUUCCAAAACGAUACACCGUCGUUACUCGGAUGUCUUAUGGCGUUAGAUAUCUUCGUAACCCGAGCAAGGAAGGAAUUUUUGCGAGACGAUACACGCGCGAUCGCAGCAACGUGUUCGAAAAAGUAACGAACGAACAGCACUCAUCGCCCUGCGACUUUUUAAUCGAUUUCCUAAAUGUAGGAGUUUAUCUUUUGCAUCUUCUAGACGCUGCUCCCCGGUGAUCUCGUCAGUAGAAAAUUUUCCAUUUCUUUAUCUUUCCUUUCUUUUUCAAACUGAACGAUUCGAGUCGGUUCGAGAUUCUUGGCCAUACUGUUUCAUGGAAGAUCAAGUCGAAGAUCAGAGGAUAAGACGAAGAAGAGGAAGCGCCACGUGGCGAUCUGCGCGUAGAACAGGGUCCUCUGGAAGCUCGGUUACAGUCCUGCAGUCCCUACAGUGUUGAAUUGCAUGAUUAUCGCUUCUUUAUAAAGCAGCGAAUUAAAAUGUUGAGAACAGAAGGUGCUAAGUUGGUGAUACGCAUUGAAGUAGAGAAUAGAACGUUGUUCGUUGCAGCAGUCGGUUGUUUAGAAGAUCGUUUCUUUUUCCUCGGCUGUCGCUUCUUAGAAGAUGUUGUUCGUGCAGUGGAGGAUCUUACUUCCGGUUUUCUUCAGCUCGCAAAUAGCAUUUGCAAUAUUUGCGGGUACAAAGGAAGAUAUGUUGCUCUACAAACAUCCCGCGAAAGUUUGCAUUCCGAGAACCAUUCUGAACUUCAGCAAUACAGGCCUGACAAGAAUCGGAGACGUUUUCGCUAAUACCUCGGACAUAAGGGAGUUGUAUCUCGACAACAACGAAAUCGCGUACAUUUCUGAUAAGGCGUUCGACCUGAUGGAAGGACUAGAAAUUUUGAGCAUCUCCGGCAACAAAAUAUCUCUCCAAGAAUUGUCGUGGCUCCACUACCACGCAACAUUGCGAAGUCUGACUAUAAACAAUAACAAGUGGAGAAACCAGUACAGCGGUGAAUUCCACAUCUCAAACACAUUUGGAUAUUUACCGAAUCUGGAAAUCUUGUCAUUAAGAGAUGUCGGUAUUUAUCAAUUCGACGUUCCCCUUCUCAAAUUCACGCCUAGACUAAGGAAAUUGGACUUGUCGGAAAAUCACAUUGGAUCGUUCAAUUUCCUCGAUAAUAUACCGGAAACCAUGGAGACUCUUCUGUUGGAAAAGAACAAAUGCUCGUGCCAGGUUCGAAAUCUUCCAGUUAACAUCAGAGUUCUGUUUCUGAACGAGAACAGAAUAACAGAAUUGUGCAGUGUAGAUUGCUCGCAUUCGUACUCGCUGUCGUUAAAAGGGAAUGAGUGGUUGAAUAUUCUGAACGUGUCCGGCAACGCUAUCGACAACAUAAAGAGCGACGCAUUCAAGGACACAAUACAUGUGCAAACGAUAGAUCUAUCCCAUAAUUACAUAAGAUCGGUAUCGGAAGACGUUUUCCGGGGACUGUCUAGCCUGAAGGAACUUUGCAUGAGUCAUAAUUUGUUGCAGAUUGUGCCGAAUAUAGACUCGUUGAAUAGUUUAAGAUGCUUGGAUUUAAGCAACAAUUACAUCGAGGAUGUGACGAAUUUGAACAAGUUGAAGUUCAUCGAGACGCUAGAAUGGUUGGAUUUAUCGAAUAACCGCAUCAAAGUACUUCCCAUGAUGCUAAUUAACCAUAAAAAAUCCUUUGAAUGGAAUCUUUUGCUGAAAAAUAACAGUAUCGUGGACAUCGAUUACCUGUUUACGGAUAAGUGUUUGGAAGUACAGCUUAUAUUGCAUCUUCAGGACAAUCCUUUCUCGUUCUUCAAGUUCAACAAGUUAACGGUACACACGAAAGAACUUGUGCUGCCUAGCGUGGAGAACAACACAAUAUUGAGCGAGAGUUCAGAAGAAUUCUCAAUAUAUUCUGACGAAAACUAACGAUCUCGAUGCCCAUAUAUCUUACCAUCUACGUUUUGUAUACUGUACCAGAUGAUCUCGAGGAUUUCACGCGCGAGUUUCUACGUGGUUUUCAACGGGGCGACUACUCUUCACACGAAAUGUAGAAGAAGAAGGUUCGUCGACAUCUUUACAUUUUUCAUUUUUAUUACCAUUCCCGCUAUGCUUCAAACAUUAACGUUAUUGUUGUUUCAUUGCAAAUACAACGUCUUUGUAUUUUGUAAACGAUUGAUAUAAAAUAAAUAUUCGCAGUACGUCAA
Molecule: messenger RNA, 2534 nt
Organism: Bombus pascuorum
Lineage: Eukaryota; Metazoa; Arthropoda; Insecta; Hymenoptera; Apidae
Product: chaoptin-like
Exons: 4
Coding region: 937-2256 (439 amino acids)
Molecular function (GO): protein binding
Source: RefSeq, a predicted model, not a curated record